AUGAUCUCUCUGGGCGAAUGGAAGCCCAAAGGUUGUGCGAAACCCGCUGCAUGGAAAGACGCCCGGAGAUACUUCUACUGGGCCCUUCGUGCCCGCAUCGCACGCUCCGACUUACUCGAGCAGAUUGAAGACGGCAACCCCGAAAUGAGCGCGCCGUGUUGUUGGAUUCACUUAUUCCUGCCAGUGACUUGUCCGACAAUCGUGCUCUGGCCAAAGUCCUUGAGCAGCUCGACAUAUCGCCGGCCCUGUCGAAACUCAAGGCUGAUCAUCUACUCAGCCACUUUGCGGAUUGCGGAGGUUGCAGAGGAAGACCGCAAGGCUUCCCUGGAUGGUCUCGUUCGGAUCAUUGAUAGUCUCCCGGAUGAUGCAAUCCGCCAUACAGAAUUCCGUGCGCUUUGCCGGUAA
This is a messenger RNA of Suillus clintonianus, 405 nucleotides long. RefSeq lists its product as uncharacterized. NCBI's taxonomy places the organism in Eukaryota, Fungi, Basidiomycota, Agaricomycetes, Boletales, Suillaceae. The transcript has 2 exons. The record is from RefSeq and is a predicted model, not a curated record. Bases 1 to 405 code for a protein of 134 amino acids.